AUGCCUGGAGGUGGUGUUAGAUCUCUCUCUGUUGCGCAAGAUGUCAACCACAUUGAAGCCCCAGUGACCUGGAAGGCCUACCUGAUUUGCGCUUUCGCAUCUUUUGGUGGUAUCUUCUUCGGCUAUGAUUCCGGUUAUAUCAACGGAUGUCUUUCCUCGAUUCCAUUCAUCGGACACAUUGAGGGUGCUGGCGCAGAAGCACUUCAGUCCUCGAAUCAGUCCCUCAUCGUGUCUAUCCUCUCCGCUGGUACCUUCUUUGGCGCAAUUCUUGGUGGUGAUGUAGCUGAAAUGAUCGGUCGCAAAUGGACCGUCAUCAUGGGCUGCUUUAUCUAUAUGAUUGGUGUGGUUAUUCAAAUGAUCACAGGUGCCUCCUCAACUACUAGCGGCAACCUCGCCAUCAUCGUCAUCGGUCGUCUUGUCGCUGGUGUUGGUGUCGGUUUCGAAUCCGCCAUUGUCAUCCUCUACAUGAGCGAGAUUUGCCCAAAGAAGGUUCGAGGUGCAUUGGUUGCAGGUUACCAAUUCUGUAUCACCAUCGGUAUUCUGCUUGCCUCUUGCGUCGUCUACGCCACAAGAAACAACAACACCGACUCUGGAUACAGAAUCCCUAUUGGCAUCCAAUUCGCCUGGGCUAUUAUCCUUGCCGGUGGUCUCUUCUUCCUGCCAGAUUCUCCAAGAUACCACGUCAAGCGAGGAAAUAUUGAGGCUGCCCGAGCAGCACUUUGCCGCCUUCGAGGUCAACCCGCCGAGUCUGAGUACGUUCAGGCUGAGGUUGCUGAGAUCAUUGCCAACGAAGAAUAUGAGCGACAACUGAUUCCAUCAACCAGCUGGUUCGGUGGCUGGGCCAACUGCUUCAAGGGCGGUCUUGGUCACCAGAAGUCCAACCUUCGACGAACCAUCUUGGGUACCUCCCUGCAGAUGAUGCAACAGUGGACUGGUGUCAACUUCAUCUUCUACUACUCGACUCCUUUCUUGCAGUCAACUGGUGCCAUUGACAACCCUUUCUUGAUCUCUCUGAUCUUCACCUUGGUCAACGUCUGUUCGACACCCAUCUCCUUCUACACCGUCGAGAAGUUCGGACGACGAUCCAUUCUCCUCUAUGGUGCCCUCGGCAUGUUGAUCUGUCAGUUCCUUGUUGCUAUUAUCGGUGUUACUGUCGGUUUUAAUCACACCACCUUGAAUGCAGCUGGUAACCCGAUUGCCAACAACAUCUCCGCUGUCAACGCCCAGAUUGCCUUUAUUGCCAUCUUCAUCUUCUUCUUCGCAUCCACCUGGGGUCCAGGUGCCUGGAUCGUCAUCGGCGAGAUCUUCCCUCUUCCCGUUCGAGCUCGUGGUGUUGGUCUCUCAACAGCCUCCAACUGGCUCUGGAACACUAUCAUUGCUGUCAUCACUCCUUACAUGGUCGGUGCGGACCAAGCUAACCUACGAUCGUCCGUCUUCUUCAUCUGGGGUGGUCUCUGCACCUCCGCCCUCGUCUACACUUACUUUCUCGUCCCCGAGACCAAGGGUCUGUCCCUCGAACAGAUCGACAAGAUGAUGGAGGAGUCCACACCACGAACCUCUGCUAAGUGGCGACCAACCAAGACCUUUGCUGAGGCAAUGGGCAAGUCCACUGAUGGCAAGCUUGACGGCGAUCUCAUCGCCGAUGUUGAGCGAAAGGGAUCGAUCUACUAG
Lithohypha guttulata is the source of this 1671-nucleotide messenger RNA. RefSeq lists its product as uncharacterized. The transcript has 3 exons. The record is from RefSeq and is a predicted model, not a curated record. Gene Ontology annotation, biological process: transmembrane transport; carbohydrate transport. Lineage: Eukaryota; Fungi; Ascomycota; Eurotiomycetes; Chaetothyriales; Trichomeriaceae. Gene Ontology annotation, cellular component: membrane. Bases 1 to 1671 code for a protein of 556 amino acids. Gene Ontology annotation, molecular function: carbohydrate:proton symporter activity.